Messenger RNA from Mus pahari (shrew mouse), 6551 nucleotides. It is a transcript of the gene Mn1, whose product is annotated as MN1 proto-oncogene, transcriptional regulator. Lineage: Eukaryota; Metazoa; Chordata; Mammalia; Rodentia; Muridae. The coding region runs from base 558 to 4460 and encodes 1300 amino acids. Gene Ontology annotation, biological process: regulation of DNA-templated transcription. The record is from RefSeq and is a predicted model, not a curated record. The transcript has 2 exons.
GCGAUGAGGAGCAGAGCAGCCAGUCUUCCGAGCCGCUGAAGCUUUCGCCGCCGAUCGCCCGCGGCCGACCCGAGGUGCGGGAGCCGGUGCGGCCCGGGAACGGGGACUUGGGGCAGGGGAAGGACCAAGGGACUCCCCUACGGCCCCAGCCGCUGCGCCGGGGACUCCAGAAGGUGAUCAUUCUGCUCUUCCGUUCCCUUCCCUCCCCCCUACCUAACUUUUUGUCUCAGCUCGUCGGCCUCCAGGUCUCCUCUCCGUAUACCCACCCGCGACCCUGCCAUCCGCCCGGGGCAUGGGCCCCCCGACAAGGCUCCAGGAGGCGCCGCGGCCUCGCAAGACGUGAGAGGCCCGCUUGGGUCGAUUCCGAGGUUCCGAAGAGCAGCGGAGAGAGCUCCUAGCCAGCGCCCGCGCGCUCGGCCGGGGCGGCAGUGAGCGCUGCGUCCCGCGGGGCAGCACGUCCCGGAGCGCCGGAGCCGCGGCUGAGGCGAGUACCUGGCCGGAGGCGCGCGGUGGAGCAGGCUGUCAUGCCCUAUUGAUCCCCCCGCCCCCCGCCAAGUAUGUUUGGGCUGGACCAAUUCGAGCCCCAGAUCAACAGCCGGCACGCUGGUCAGGGCGAGGGGAACUUUAACGAAGCCGGACUGAGCAUGAACGCCCACUUUAAGGCUCCUGCCUUCCACGCCGGGCCGCCUACUGGCCCCGUGGACCCUGCAAUAAGCGCUCUGGGCGAACCCCCGAUCUUGGGCUUGAACAUGGAACCCUACGGCUUCCAUGCGCGCGGCCACUCCGAGCUGCACGCAGGGGGGCUGCAGGCGCAGCCUGUGCAUGGCUUCUUCGGCGGUCAACAGCCUCACCACAGCCAUCCUGGAGGCCAUCACCCGCACCAGCAUCACCCCCACUUUGGGGGCAACUUCGGUGGUCCGGAUCCAGGUGCCUCAUGUCUGCACGGGGGCCGGCUGCUUGGCUACGGGGGUGCAGCGGGCGGCCUGGGCAGCCAGCCUCCCUUCGCAGAGAGUUAUGAGCACAUGGCGGAGAGCCAGGGGCCGGAGGGCUUCGGCCCGCAGCGGCCAGGAAACCUCCCGGACUUCCAUAGUUCGGGCACCUCGGGCCACGCCGUGCCUGCCCCGUGCCUGCCGCUGGACCAGAGCCCUAACCGAGCUGCCUCUUUUCACGGCCUGUCCGCCUCUAGCGGCUCGGAUUCUCACAGCCUGGAGCCCCGGAGGGUGACGAACCAAGGAGCCGUAGAUUCCCUGGAAUACAAUUACCCGAGCGAGCCGCCCUCAGGACAUUUUGACAUGUUUUCACCCUCUGACUCUGAAGGGCAGCUGCCACAUUAUGCUGCGGGUCGCCAGGUUCCCGGGGGCGCUUUCCCGGGUGCUUCUGCCAUGCCCAGAGCCUCAGGCAUGGUGGGUUUGUCCAAAAUGCACGGCCAGCCACCGCAGCCACCACCACCACAGCAGCAACCGCAGCACGGAGUGUUCUUCGAGAGGUUUGGCGGGGCCCGAAAGAUGCCUGUGGGUCUGGAGCCUGCAGUGGGCUCCAGGCACCCGCUGAUGCAGCCUCCCCAGCAGGCCCCACCACCCCCGCAGCAGCCGCCCCCGCAACAGCAGCCGCCGCCACCCGGACUUCUGGUCCGACAGAAUUCUUGCCCUCCUGCGCUCCCGCGGCCCCAGCAGGGUGAGGCUGGCACGCCCAGUGGCGGCCUGCAGGACGGGGGCCCCAUGCUGCCCAGCCAACACGCGCAGUUCGAGUAUCCCAUCCAUCGGCUAGAGAACCGCAGCAUGCACCCAUAUUCUGAGCCCGUCUUCAGCAUGCAGCAUCCCCCUCCUCAGCAGGCGCCCAACCAGAGGCUGCAGCAUUUCGAUGCGCCCCCCUACAUGAACGUGGCCAAGAGACCGCGUUUUGACUUUCCGGGCAGCGCAGGCGUGGACCGCUGCGCCUCGUGGAAUGGCAGCAUGCAUAACGGUACCCUAGACAACCAACUCUCUCCCUCUGCCUACCCAGGCCUCCCAGGCGAGUUCACACCGCCUGUGCCGGACAGCUUUUCCUCGGGACCACCCUUGCAGCACCCGGGGCCGGACCACCAGUCCCUGCAGCAGCAGCAGCAGCAGCAACAGCAGCAGCAGCAACAACAACAACAGCAGCAGCAACAGCAGCAGCAGCAGCAACAGCAACGCCAGAAUGCGGCCCUCAUGAUUAAACAGAUGGCGUCCCGGAACCAGCAGCAGCGGUUGCGACAGCCCAACCUGGCCCAGCUAGGCCAUCCUGGGGACGUGGGCCAGGGCGGCCUGGUCCACGGAGGUUCCGUGGGCGGCUUGGCCCAGACGAACUUUGAGCGCGAAGGGGGCAGCGCAGGUGCCGGACGCCUGAGUGGCUUUGAGCAGCAGGCACCCCACCUGGCGCAGGAGAGCGCGUGGUUCCCGGGUCCACACCCUCCCGGCGACCUGCUGCCCCGGAGGAUGGGCAGCGCAGGGUUACCGACUGACUGCGGCCCGCACGACCCGGCCCUGGCGCCUCCCCCUGCUCCGGGUGGUUCAGGGGUGCUAUUCCGAGGCUCUCUGCAGGAGCCUCUGAGGAUGCCUGGAGAAGGCCACGUGCCCGCUCUGGCCUCGCCCGGGCUGCAGUUUGGGGGCAGCUUAGCUGGCCUAGGUCAGUUGCAGUCGCCCGGGGCCGGUGUGGGACUGCCAAACGCUCCCUCGGAGCGACGGCCUCCGCCUCCGGACUUCCCCGCGCCAGCUCUCGGGGGCCAGCCCGGCUUUCCAUUCGGUUCAGGCAGCCGGCAGGCCACUCCUCACAGCGCUCCAGGCGUGAAUUCGCCCCCGAGCGCGGGCGCGGGCAGCGGCAGCUCCGGUGCUGGAGGGGGCGCUUACCCGCCGCAGCCGGAUUUCCAACCCAGCCAGCGCAACUCGGCCAGUAAGCUGGGCGCACUGUCGUUGGGGUCUUUCAACAAGCCCAGCUCUAAGGACAACCUGUUCGGCCAGAGCUGCCUGGCUGCGCUCUCCACUGCUUGCCAGAACAUGAUCGCCAGCCUGGGUGCUCCUAACCUCAACGUGACUUUCAACAAGAAGAACCCACCCGAGGGGAAGAGGAAACUGAGCCAGAACGAGCCCGACAGCGCGGUUGCAGCCGGUAACCCGGGCUCGGAUUACUUCCCCGGAGGGACUACUCCUGGGGCCCCUGGACCCGGAGGCCCUUCCGGGACCAGUGGUGGUGGCUCCAAAGCUUCAGGACCGCCCAACCCUCCCAUCCAGGGGGACGGCACCAGUCUCUCCCCCAAUUACACCCUGGAAUCAACGUCGGGUAACGAUGGCAAACCUGUCCCUGGGGGCAGUGGCCGGGGAAGGGGACGCAGAAAACGGGAUAGUGGUCACGUGAGCCCCGGGACCUUCUUCGACAAAUAUUCCACAGCUCCAGACAGUGGGGGCGCACCAGGGGUAAGCCCGGGGCAGCAGCAGGCUCCUGGCUCAGCCGCUGGGGGAAGCUCAGUGAACGAGGCCCGAGGCCCCACACCCCAUGAGAAGGCCCUCACAUCCCCAUCGUGGGGCAAAGGAGCGGAGCUGCUCCUUGGGGACCAGCCGGACCUCAUGGCGUCCCUGGACAGCACAGCCAAAUCAGAUGGUAGUUCCCCGCACGUGGGUGAGUUCGCCUCUGACGAGGUGAGCACAAGUUAUGCGAACGAGGACGAAGUGUCCUCCAGUUCUGACAACACUACAGCCCUGGCCAAAGCCAGCCGAAGUCCCCUGGUGACCAGCUCACCCAAACUCCCCCCUCGAGGGGUGGGCGCUGGGGAACACACACCGAAGGCUUCCGCCCUGGGCCUGGGCAUCCUGUCUACCUCUACCUCGACCCCUGACAGCUAUGGUGGGGGCGUGGGCACCGGACAUCCCGGCACACCAGGCCUGGAGCAGGUCCGGACCCCAACGAGCAGCAGCGGUGCGCCGCCUCCUGAUGAGAUUCAUCCCCUGGAGAUCCUCCAAGCCCAGAUCCAGCUGCAGAGACAACAAUUUAGCAUCUCGGAGGACCAACCCCUGGGGCUCAAGGGCAGCAAAAAAGCCGAGUGUGCUGUAGGGGCCUCGGGAGCACAGAAUGGUGACAGCGAGUUGGGUAGCUGCUGCUCCGAAGCUGUCAAGAGCGCCAUGAGUACCAUCGACCUGGACUCCCUGAUGGCAGAACACAGCACUACCUGGUACAUGCCACCUGACAAGGCCCUGGUGGAUGGUGGAGACGAGGACAAGACGCUGGCGCCCUGGGAGAAGGCCAAGUCUCAGAACCCCAACAACAAAGAAGCCCAUGACCACCCCACCAACAAGGCCUCGGCCACCCAGCCCGGCAGCCACCUGCAGUGCCUGACUGUCCACUGCACAGAUGGUGAUCCCAAGGCCCGCACCUCCGUACCUACCUGGCGGUCUCUGCACUCCGACAUCUCCAACCGAUUCGGGACAUUUGUGGCCGCCCUGACUUGAGCCCACGGGGGCUGACCUAACCACCACGAGGGCCUCCGUGGCUGAGCAGACUCUUUACUUUUUUUUUUUUUUUUUGGUCUAGGUUGGUACUUGCUUAGUGGCACUCAGAAUGGAAAGGGUUCAUUGAAAGGGGCCGGGGAAGGUGAUCAAAGGAACCUCAAAAAAGUUACCUUAAAGAAACCGUGUGUGCCACACCGUGGCACACCUGUGUCAUCCUCCGCAGCAAACGCUGUGCUGGCAGGCGCAAGCCUUUUUCCUGCUAGAGAAAUCCCAUUUCCCAUACUCGGCGUGUAUUCUAGAAGGCUCUUGCUUUGUUUAAGCCCGGACAGGGGUACCUGGAACCCCUCCCCCCCUUUUAAAAAUCUUUUCCCUCCCUCUUUUUCUGUUUGUUCAUCCCUAUGGAGAUCUUGGAAGAUCGUGUCCUGGAGCAUUCGCCGGGUGGAUGCAGCAGGGUCAUGGCAGUGUCGACGGGUGACACGGAGCAGCUCGAGGCGCUGUCGGGCACAGGGGGUUUUCUCUGCUCCCUGGGAACUUGCAGAGAGAUCUUUUCCUCAUUGUCACUAAGCUUCCAUUCCCCUCUCUGGGAGCUGCCCCUCUGGUCCCUUCUGGGUUGUGAGCUGGAUCCUGGGGUCCUGAGCACUCUCUCCUUCACUGAAGCCACCAUUGCGCCCUCUGCCUUCUCUAUGGCCUUGUGAUCCUCAAAGGGCACAAGGGAGGGUCCGUCAGUUGUCCAAGGGACUUCCUGGCCCUGUUCUCCCAGAUGGCAGCAAGAGCGCCUCCAGCCUCCCAGCAUAGCACGCCCUAAGCGAUGCCAUCCCUGGGAGGAAGGGCUGAGGCAGCACAGAUCCUGGAGGGGAGGAGAAGUAAAUUGGUGAUGCCUGUCCCUGGGCCUCCCAGGUUCCCUUGGUGGGAUGUCUCCUGCCCUUCUGAUUUGGUUUCAUUCUGAUUUAAAAGCAGAGCCCUGCCCAGUGUGCCCCCCCCCCCGGAGAGAUGCUUCCGCCUAAGUGGAGGGGAGCAGAGAUUGCUGAGGUGAUGUGGACAACAGCUGUGUGGCCCACUGCUAUGCUGUGGGGCCCUGCAUCCCUGGGAGGGUCAGUCAGGCCAGAGCCAGCUUGUCUUUUGUUGUUAGUGUGUCUCCUCAAUUACUCCUUUCUGAGCCCCACCCUAACUUGACAGACACCCUUCCCUUUCUUAGCAAGAGGCCCGAAGGUUUGGCUCUCUCCAGGUACCGGUAUUGUUGGUGUCAAGGGACUCUCAACUGUGGGAGCCCCUUGCCAAAAGCUGGCUAUCUCCCUCAAGUCCUCUCCUUCUCCUCGUGGCUAAGGUCUGAGCCCCCAGGAUCUGCACUUGUCGCCUGGGCGUUGUGAUGGGGCUCAGAGGGCAGACACAGGUGGCAUGGGCUGGUGGAGCAGGAAGGGCCCUCUGUUCUGUGCCCACAGCAGUGAAGGGACGGCUUCCCCCCUCCAUGGGCCACAGGAGCAUCCUCCAGGCUCCAGUCUCAGAGUUGGUGACGUCUAGCUGUCUGAGAGUGCCAGCCUUUCAGUCCCCAAACAAGAAUGACAGUUUUCAGUGCUUAAGGCUGGGGAUGAGUGUGCUGUCAGCGAACUUCCCAGUAUCAACUCACCUGUAAGUCCAGUGUUCUCUGUUCUCACUCCCCACGACCCUGGGGUGGAGCAGCUUUUAAAAUAGCCUUAAGCAAAAGGACAUCAUCCUGUCAUUAAAUUUGGUUUAGCGGGAAGAAUAAAAGUAGAAGAAAACCACGCCCGAAGUGCAGGAGCCUGGGAACACUGUAAUCAGUCCGCAGCCGACUCCAGUAGAGAGAAGGAAAUCGCUAUUGCACAUGUAUAAUAUGAACCCUUAAUCCUGCGGUGCGGUGCGCGAGCCUGUAAGCUUUUUUUUGACUCUUAAAACCAUUUCUGAAUGCUUGGUUGGAAGACAGUGACUGACAAUAGCUCAUGAAACUGAGUGGUAUUUUUCUUUCUUUUUUAAAAAAAUAUGUAAAGUUGAGUCUUCCGUAUUCACGCAUACUGUAUAUACGUGUAUAUGUUUUGCUGAGCAGCUUAAAUAACAAUAAAUACAACGUUAACGGUG